GAACGGUGCUGAAAAUGGCCGUGCAUAACUCUGCGGCAGAGUUUAGCGAUCCUCGCGAGAGAUAGUUCCCGUGCGUGUCACGACAAAACGCAAUCACACGCGCGUGUGUAAAUAGUGUAUUGCCCUCUCUCUCCCCCCGAUGGACAGAUCCCGUGAAAUGAAACGUGUAACGUUGACCUGAUAACGACUACAUUCCGGCGGAUUUCACAGUGGUACAGCGCGGGGGAAAGCGAGCAGCGGUGUCGUGUCCAGGAUCUUGAGACGAGCACUUUAUCGCGCAGUAGAACUUGAUUCAAUAUUCAUUGCGCGUAUAAUUAUUGAAGAUUAUCAGCAAUGGGUCGCCCUCUUCGUAUCUAUGCUCACAACAGUUUGAACAUAAGAAUAAUCAAUUAAGAAGUGUAACUUUGAGUUUACAAAGAUGCGGGAGUGGUGUGGCACGGUCCCCUGGUAUCCAGCAGGGAUCUAAAAGAUAUUUGUGCUUAAAAAACUUAUCUUGAUAUUAAAAUAUAAUGUCAACUAUGUAAAGUGACAUUCUCUUACAUGCACCAUAUAUCAUAGUGCUGAGGAAUAAUGGUUACUAAGCUCUUUUGAGCACUAAAUAAAGUUCUAUUUUAUUAUAAAUUUAAUACACAAUUGUUAAUACCUACAUUUUCUAGUGAAGAGUGUUGUUGAGAGUUUACAGUGCGUUCAAAUUGUAAUAAUAGUCCAUUUUGAGUGUACGUGCGAUAAUAUCAAAGUACAACUGCCAAAAUGUCGUUCUUAUCGAAUCUGAGGAAAGCAUUCCACUUCGGUGGUAAUGAUGCGAAGAAGAAGAAGUUGUACAACAACAUUAAAAUGGACUGUAAUCCAGAGGAGUUUUGGGAGAUGGUGGGUGAAUUGGGAGAUGGUGCAUUCGGUAAAGUCUACAAGGCGCAGCAUAAGCAGUCCAACUAUCUUGCCGCUGCAAAAAUGUGUGCGUUGGAGGGAGAAGAUGAUCUUAGCGAUUUUAUGAUCGAGAUAGAUAUUUUGUCAGAAUGCAAGCAUCCCAAUAUUGUUGAAUUACACGAAGCCUAUUUCGUCGAAGGAAAAUUAUGGAUGUUAAUUGAGUAUUGUGAUGGUGGUGCUGUGGAUUCCAUAAUGGUUGAAUUGGAAAAGGCACUGACAGAAAUGCAGAUAGCGUACAUAUGUCAGCAUAUGACGAAAGGUCUUGCCUUCCUACACAAAUCUAAAGUUAUACACAGGGAUUUGAAGGCGGGGAAUGUCUUACUGACUAUGGCAGGUGGUGUUAAAUUAGCUGAUUUUGGAGUAUCUGCAAAAAACAAGCAUACUCUACAGAAGCAUGAUACGUUUAUCGGUACUCCUUAUUGGAUGGCACCCGAAGUUGUUUUGUGUGAAACAUUUAGAGACAAUCCUUACGAUUUUAAAGUGGAUAUCUGGUCUCUUGGUAUAACUCUUAUAGAGUUUGCACAAAUGGAGCCACCGAAUCAUGAAAUGUCACCGAUGCGUGUGUUACUUAAAAUACAGAAAAGUGAUCCGCCGAAACUGGAUCAGCCUGGGAAAUGGAGUAAGGAAUUUAAUGAUUUUAUUGCUAAAGCACUUAUAAAGGACCCGACCACACGACCCACAGCUGAUGAUUUGUUAAAACAUCCGUUUAUAAGCCGAAAUUUAGAUCCAAAGCCUGUCAGGGACUUAUUACUUGAAUAUAAGGCAGAUGUUGUCGAAGAGGAGCUAGUAGAUGAGGAAGCAGAGGAGCAACGCACAUCUCAGCUUCCUCUGGAGCUGGAUCAAAUCACAGAUGACUCCGCUCCUACGCGUCCUGAUGCCGAUGUUAAGAUUACCGAAAAAGAAAAUCUUGUGACAUUACCUCCGUCCGUAAAGAAAGAGGAAAGUCACAAACGUGAAAUCAAUCGGGAUGGUGAGAAAGAGGAUAAAAAUAAGAGAUUACGUAAGGCUGAAUCUAAGGAGAAUAUUCAGCCUUCUGCGGAAAAGAAGCAGGCACCUAAACCACCGAGCGAGACAAGUGAGCGUAGAUUAUCUCGAGAUAAAGGGCCAGCGCCCCCGCCACCGCCCAUGCGUCAAGAUAGCGAGGAGAAAAAGAAGAAAGAAGAAGAAAAAGAGAAUAUGACGAAUUCAACGGAUAAACAGAGAUUUGUGGAGGACAAACCACAAAUUAAUAAACUUUCUCAAAAUGAAAAAACGGCGAAUCAGCAGGUAACAAAUAUUAAAGAGCAGAAAAACUUAGAGAUCGAAAAUCAGGUGCGAAAUGAAUUGGACAGUUCUGAAAACAUAAAGAGAACAGAAAGUGAAGACAACGCUAAAUUAUUUGAUAAUAUAAAAAGAUUCGAGAGUCAGCAAAAGUUAAUAAACAAAUCAAAUCCCGCUGCGAAGAAGCAAUUGGGAGUAAAUGAGAAGCGCAAAUCGGCACCCGUGAAGCCAGAGAUGAUUGAAGAUUUGUCGAAGAUAAUAUACAAGCAGUCAUCUUUAGAGAAUAAGGAUGGAACGAGAAAUAAACUGUUAUCCGUUGACGACGUAACAAAUUACGAAUUGCAAUCUCGAGAUAAGGAAGAUUACAGAAGUUUGGAGGAGAAGCGGAAAUCCGUCGGAGAGAAAUUGAAUGCCGUAUUGGAGAAACGAUUGUCCAUGGAUUCUGCGAAGAAAAUAAGCGAUGGUUCGAUGGAAACGCUCAAACACAUAUCCCUCGCGUCGACGUAUCUGUCGGAGAAGAGUAAUGUUAAAGCUAGUUCGACGGAAGAUAUUAAGACGCAGUCGGGUGUAACAAAGACUGAGAGUCCCGCUAAGAGUCGCAGUGUGGGAUCAUCCAGGAACGAUUCCCUGGAAAGCUUCUCGGAUGAGUUACAUGUUAAAGCAGAUAGCGCCAAAAUGGAGGACAUAAUGAGCGACGACAAGAACUUGGAAAAGCAGGAUUCGGGAAUUAAUGUAUCGGUGAUUACAUCAACGCCGAUCAGAAGUAGGAACAGUUCGAGAAGAAGCAGCGGGGAUAACAUAGUCGUUAUUACUGGAAAAGCUCAACCGGAACAAGAAGUACGCUUAAACACAUCGACCGUUCGUAUUACUGCCGACUCGCCGGACAUGUCAAACAGUCUGGCGAGUAACAUUAGUCAGGUGACCGUUGUGACGACGCAUCCGCCUGUGCUGGUGGACGCGCCCCCAGCAUCAGCUACAAUGAUGACGGCGCCCUUCCCACGUCGUACUUCACCGACGUCGGAAGUCGUUAUCGUCGCCAAUGAGAUGAACAAGACUCAAGUGAAUGACAAUUCUAUUGACGACGAUACGUUUCCUAGUCUGGAUAGUCUGGAGUACACGCCGCAGGAACAGCCUAUUGUACUCACCGAAGUGUCCAAGAGGAUCGGCAAGAAAUUGGACGAGUCGGAAGUGGUUAUAGUAAGUCCGAUCGUGGACGAGCUGCAGGACACCAGUCAUGUCUCAGUGGUCACGGUCGGAGAUGACAAGGAGCAGGUGAAGGACUCGUCGAUAUCCAAGAAGCACAACGUUAUACGUACCGGCUCGUCUCACAGCGAUCUGAGCUCGAACGAGAGAUCGAGUCUGAGAAGUGACAGCGGGGACGAGAGCGGUAAAGUAAUAGUCGCCAGCACGACCAUCGAGUCUUCAGAUAUGGACGAUUACGAGAGGGAAGGACGAAAUGCAAAGAAGAUGAACGGGUUGAUCAAGAAUGAGUUGCCGCAUCACGUCGACGAUAAAAUUGUGAAGACGGUCAAGCCGAAAGAAGUGAAUGUUAAAGGCUUUGGGAAGGAGAAGCGGGUUUCCCCGGAUAGCUUCGAGGGCUCCAGGUCCCAGAGCGAUUCCAGUUCCAUAAGAUCGCACACGCCAAGCAAGAGUAUCGAUCGCUCCGACGCCGAAUCCAUCUCGACCACGAUCAGCCAGGACAGCAGAGAAUCAAACAAAGAGAAUCGUCUGAACCAAACCCAGCAUGCGGAAGUUGAUGAGGAGGUCGUGUUGCGCCGGAAACCGGAUUACAAUCGUGAGGUAUCCCGGCCGACCAGGACAAAGGAGGACAUACAAAUGAUGAAUCUGAAAAAGAAGACGAGGAAACGCACGAGAAAAUUCGAGAUUGACGGCGUUGUGAUGACGACAACGACUUCGAAGGUGAUAUACGGCGACGAUGAGAACGGCAAGGUGUACGACGAUCAGAUAUUCCGGAAGCAGGAGCUGCGGGAGUUGAAGAUGCUGCAGAAGAUGGAGCAGAAGCAAUUCCAGGAUCUGGCGCAGAAGGCUCAGUUCAACAAGGAUCAGCAGGAGAAGCGAUUCGAGCAGGAACGGCAACUCUACGAACGCAAUGCUGAGGCGGAGCUGGAAGCGCUCGCCAGACACCAGAGACAGCAGAUUGAGCGCGCCGAGGCGCAGCAGGAGGUCGACCUGCGACUGGCGUCCAAGAAGAUCCGCAGUGAGCAGGAGAGGGAACUCAAGCUAUUCCGGGAGGGCCUGAAACAAGAAUUGAGGUUGCUCAAACAGGAGAUAGAUUUGAUGCCAAAGGACAAGCGAAAGAGCGCGUUUAAAAUACGGAAGGAGAAGCUCGAAGCGGAGCACGAGGAGCGGGAGAAGCUCUUCUUGGAGAAGCUCAACGAGAGUCACGAGAUUUCGCUGAGGCGACUAUCGGAUGGCCAUCGUGAGAAAAUCGCGUUGAUGGAAAGACAAUUCUUGCAGCAGAAGCAGCAGCUGAUGCGCGCCAGGGAGUCGCAUAUCUGGGAACAGGAGGAGCGGCAGAUACACGAGCGGCAGCAGCUGCUCAAGAAACAACUCAAGGAUAUAUUCUUCCUGCAGAGACACCAGAUGCUCAUACGACACGAGAAGGAGCUGGAACAGAUGAAGAGAAUGAAUCAGAGGAAGGAGGAGGAAUUGAUCAAGCGGCAGACGGUGGAACGUAGAAAUCUGCCGAAGAGAAUUCGCAACGAGAUGAAGGCGCGCGAGAUGAUGUUUCGGGAAUCGAUGAGGAUCUCGAUGUCGUCCGUGCUCGCGCCGGAUCCGGACGCCGAGCGUGAGAAGCUGAAGAAGUUCCAAGAGAACGAGAAGAAGAGAUACAGAGCGGAACAACAGAGAUUCGAAUUGAAGCAUUCCAGACAGCUCGAGGAGGUGAGAGCUCAGAGCGACGCCACAAUCAAGGAAUUGGAGCAAUUGCAGAAUGAAAAGAGGAAAAUGCUGAUGGAGCAUGAGACGCUGAAAUUGAAGGAACAGGAGGAGGCUUACGGCAAGGAGAUUCGCGAGUGGAAGGCGCAACUGAAACCCCGAAAGCAGAAGCUUGAGGAGCAAUUCGCGUUGCAACUGGAGGAGCAAGAGGCGAUUUAUGGCCCCAGUGCGAUACCAUUAUGCUUGCCAGCUGAUCUUCUCGACUUGGCGCACCAUACGACUGAAUCUACGCGUAGUUCGUUGUCUUCUGUAAGCGAGGGCUAAAGCGACGUUCGAGAAUACGAGAGAAUACGUAUAUAAUUUGCGUAAUUUUGUAUCUAACUGUCUUGAACUGAAAUGCGUGGGUUACAUAAUUGGUAUGCUUGUAUACCAAUUGUCUUUAUGACUUGUACAUAUAUAUAUCGCGGUAACUCAUUCAGGAACUGAAUAAUUUCUACCUAGGCGCGGCAGUUUGUAUGAUGAGUAAUAGAGUCACCGAGAACAAUGGCGAUAAUGUGUUUCGAAAUUUUUACACAUAACGUUUGAAUGAAAUCAAUAACAUAGUAACGCUAAUUAAAAUACUAUUUGAUCACCGGAUUGAGCGCUAAUCUUUCGUAACGAUAUACAGCUUUCGAAUUUAAAUAUAAACAGUGCAAAUUAUUACUCUGAAAGCCAGUUUAUAAUUUGAUACUAGAAAUAUUUGGUAUAAACUCUAUCUGUAUAGAUUGUUAUAUAAUUUAUAUACUACAAUAUAACGAUACAUUGAUACACUUAAAUUAAUCCGCCCAUGCCUAAUCUUGAAGUCUUAUUGCAUUGUGAAAGACACUAAUACUCCGCUAGGUAUCGAGCAUAUCUUUUGUAUGCAUUGUAUACCAUAUAAAGGAAUAAUUUCGUUAAUGCCCAUUUAAUCAAUAACUUGAAAUAAGAAAGGAUAAUCUAUCGACCACUGUUGUGUAUGUACGUAUGUUUAUAGAGAAUUUGUAAUAAUUUUACAGUUAUAUACAAUUCACAGGCACGAAUGUAUAUUUUUUACAUUUAAAAAAAUUAUACUAAUUAAUCCAAUUCAUGAUCGAGUGCUGUUGGAGCGUUUCGGAAAUUUGUAAUAUUCGUUAUAUGUAAUUAUAUGUAGCGGUAGUGGUAGACGGCAAGUAAUAUAGAUCGUUAGAUUUGUUUUAAACAAUCACGAUUUUGAGGUAUCAUAUACAUAGAAAACGUUGGAUGUACAUGGUAAAGUUCAUGUAAUAAUGUUAAGCUGUAGUCACCAUGUUCGGUUAUAGUUACGUUAUUUAUAACAAAAGUUUAUGGUAGUAACGCGAGUAUUCUACUUCAGACGAAUAUUUUAGUAAAUAUCUGUAAACUAGAAUUGCUUUGUUCCUCGGAUGAUUAUUUUUUCUCAAUAAGGAAACUAUAUUUCAAAUUUUACUGCAAAAAAUAUACGUCUAUAUUUUGAUUUAUAAUUAACCAAGGCGUACACAUGCAUAUUUUGUAAAUAAUAUGUUUUGUCUGCAUAAUCAAAAUAAGAAUCAAAAUUCUUCAUGCAUUGUUACAAAAUGAACGACACUCCUUAUGUAGAAGAUCUAAUAUAUAUCAUUAUAUAGCGAGAGAGGGACAAAGUAAUCUGGUUUUACAUUGCACUAAAAAUCAAAGGAUAACACCAAAUAUACAUACACUGUACGUUUGCAUGGUUGUGUAGCCUGAUGACAUUCUAGAGAAUCUCUCUCAUAAUGCAUACUUAAAACGAGCAUGCGUGGCUAAUGCAAGCUGUAAAGAGUACUUGUAAAAAAUAUUUUUUUUUAUUUGUAAAUUAAUUCUCGUUACGAUGUUGAUUAGUUUUGUAUAUGUACAGAAUGUCUCAGAUUUGUCAAAAGUCUUUUCGCUCAACAAAUUCUUUAAUUGUCUUAUAAUGAUGUUAAAGUAUAUUUUUUCUUAAAAGAAAAAUAUUUUAAAGAAAUUUCAAGAAGAUUCUGAAUUCAUCUGAUCGACAAUUAGACUGUGUGACUGAAAAGAAAUGCGACAAUAUGCAUUCUACAUAUAUAUAGUUAUAUGAGGACUUUCAUGUACAUAGAAUUCUGAAGAACCGAUUAAAUAUUAAGAAGCUGUAAUCUAGUAUAAAUAUUAUCAUGUUGCAAUGAUUU
This is a messenger RNA of Linepithema humile (Argentine ant), 7256 nucleotides long. The record is from RefSeq and is a predicted model, not a curated record. NCBI's taxonomy places the organism in Eukaryota, Metazoa, Arthropoda, Insecta, Hymenoptera, Formicidae.